CAGUUUCAGUAGUUGUAGAAGUAAACAAUUUUAUACAUUACAAUUUCAGUUGAUAAAUAAAACAAUAUGAUUUUAUGGAAUGGCUGAAUUGCAUGUGAUUGGUCAAAUUUCGUCGGCAAUAAGUUUUAAACAAUCACGGCUUUUAUGCAAGUGGAGUUUUCAUGCCGGUAAUGGUUGGAAAGUUUUGAAUGGUUGUGAAGAAGGACAGACACAAGAAAGUUGUGAUUUAUAUACAAAUGAACCAGUUUGGGAUCAUCCAAUAGAUAUACAUUAUACAACACAAACUCUUCAAAAUUCACCCAAACUUUUGCUUCAAAUAUAUUGUAGAGACACACAUGAAAGAAUAUUAUUUACAUCUUAUGGUGUUUGUAAUAUUCCUCUAUCUCCUGGACUACAUUCUAUAGAAUGCCAUACAUGGAAACCAAUUGGUAACUGGAAAGACAGACUAAGAGAUAAAUUUUUGGGAAUAACUUUACAAUUAAAAUCACCAAAUGUUCUAGUUAAUUCUUUGGAUAGAUUUGAAUUACUUACAGAAAGUAUGGGUACAGUUAAAAUGGAAAUACACAUACUCACACGAAACUUUGAAAAAUAUGGAUGUCAUAUAAUGAUCAAGAUGAAUGGGAAAACAUUUGCACUAAUGCUUUUUUGCAUCAUGUGUAAUGAAAUAAUGCACGCCAAGAAAAUUGAAGAGAUAUUUACCUGUAUAAAUGAAACAGAAUGUAAUGAUUUAUCAGAAAAAGAUGACAUUGAAGAAUCAUUGACCACUACAAUUGAAAGUAUUUAUAGUUCAACUACUGUCAGUUCCAAUAAUUCUACAGACUCAACAGAGAAUAUAAAGAUUCAAAUACUACCAACUAUGCAAACACCUAAUAAAUUGAACUCCAGAAUUGAAAUAAGAAAUCAUUCUGUACAUAAAGUACAAUCUGAUGUAUGCGAAUGUAAUUUAGUAGUAUCAUCCUGUGACAUCAAUUGUUGUUGUGAUAAAGAUUGCACUGACUUUCAUUUAAUGGUUUUUUCACAUUGCGAAAAUCAUCAGGCAGAUUUGUAUGAUAAACGAUAUUGUUAUAAUAGAAAUUUUAUAGAACGGAAUAACACACCGUAUAUACUUGAACAAUUAGCGAGCAAUCUUUUUUGUAUUUUGUAUGACAAUCUUCCACCUACAUACAGUGUCACCAAUGACCUGGAUAUAAAAACUGAAAAAGAUUUAAGGGAAGCAAUGAACCCAAAUAGACUGAAAUGGAACUGGGAAAACCAAUUACAAGUAGCUGAAUAUAAUACUUCGAGUCCUUAUCAAGAUGGUGACAUUAUAUGGAUUAUACAGAAUAUCUACAUCCAACCCUUUGGUAUUUAUUAUCAUACAGAUAAUAUUAUAAUAAUUAUUAUUAACCCUCUUUGUAUGAUUUACUUUAGAACUGUUACAAUCUCUGUAAAAUACCUUCGGAAAUGGCAAAAUCAGUGUUUGCAAACCGAAUUAAUUAAUACAAACAAAUUCCUCUUUCCAACAGCAUUUAAUAAUUUUACUGUUAUUGCUUCUCCACAUCUGCUAAAUGAAACUUACAUUGAGAUGUCAGAUCAGAUUUGUCCCAAGAAUAUUUGUCUCACGUUGACGAAUUAUUAUUGUAAACAUUCUUGGCAAGAAUGUAACAAUACUAUAAUGCCAGGGUCUUGUGUUAAUGGAACAUGUUACAAUGUUGUUACUGGUGUGAAAUAUUUAAUCGUUCAUAAUGGUUCUGCGGGAAUUAACAGCGUUAAUGUAUAUUUCAGUAUAGGUAACGUUUCUCAAAGUUUUUACCAACAAUUUGAGACAAUUUACGAAUGGGCUGAACUUGAUAAGGAAAAAAGUUUUUCUCUUAGUGGUAAUCCUGGUUAUAUUCUCGGAAAGCCACUAAUUAUUGGUACUUUAAACAACACCAAUAACGUUAAAACUGUCAUUUUUAAUAAAACCGAUAGUUAUUUGACAUUACCUAUAGCUACAAGAGGCGGUGAAUGUAGCGGAAUAAAUAGGUAUACUGUUGCCUUUGGAGAAGACAGUAAGAUCCGAUGUUCUGUGCCUUUAUAUACUAAUAACUUUAAUACAUCAUCUUGUAUAGAAUUACAAAAUCGUACUAUGUACUUCUUGCUUAAAGAUUCUAUGUUUAAUAUUACUGAAACUGACCACUACAGUAUUUAUGUUUCAAAGACAGGCAAUUUUACUAACAAUAAUACAGCUGAUUGGGCACAAAUUUUACUUGAUAGAGUACCGCAGAAUAUUGUGACAGGGCAAUUAAUCAAUGAUCGUUUACAUUGUUCAGGCUUAAUAACUUCUGUUCACUUACAUAUUUUGUAUUCUGCUUUAGCAAAACCCGAGACUUUAACUAAUUAUAAUAUACUAGGAAUAGGUAUUUAUUUUUCGAACGAGUCUGAUAUAUCAUGGUCAAAGUGUUUGACUGAGAAUUGUACAAACGUAUUAAAAGUAGAUAUCGUUAGUUACGUUACAUUUCACGAUAUAUCGAAGCCGUCCAGAUAUUACUUUGUAGGUAGCCCUAAUUUAGAUUUCACCUUGCCGUAUGAUUUUUUUUAUCCUUUUUUAAGUAGUUCAAUGUGUAUCAAGUCAAAUGUGUUUUUCAUAAGGAGUAUAGUGUUCACUGUAGUUUUGUACAGUUCCUUUUCUUAACUUCAUGCAAUCCUUACACCAAUGCAAGUGUGUAAUGAAAUAUUAAUGUAUUCAAAAUAUAUAUGGUAACAGAAACCAAAUUGCAGCAUACCAAAAAUAAUUCUAUGUUUGUAUAUAACGAAAUAAGAAAUCC
Messenger RNA from Dufourea novaeangliae, 2786 nucleotides. RefSeq names its product tectonic-3-like. Gene Ontology annotation, biological process: cilium assembly. Gene Ontology annotation, cellular component: ciliary transition zone. The transcript has 8 exons. Bases 80 to 2653 code for a protein of 857 amino acids. The record is from RefSeq and is a predicted model, not a curated record. NCBI's taxonomy places the organism in Eukaryota, Metazoa, Arthropoda, Insecta, Hymenoptera, Halictidae.